UUCUGUAGGGUUUUAGCUAAAACCACGCUGCCCCUCCCUCUCUCCCUCUAUGGUUUUUCUCUCUCCAAUGACAAACUGAGCCAGAACUCUCUUUCUUCUAUCAACACUUUUGAAUUUGUAAAAAAAUUUCAAAAUGAAAGUGAAAGUAAUUUCACGCUCUACUGAUGAAUUCACUCGAGAACGUAGCCAGGAUCUUCAAAGAGUGUUUCACAAUUUCGACCCAAACCUAAGAACACAAGAGAAAGCAGUGGAGUAUCAGAGGGCACUUAAUGCUGCCAAAUUGGAUAAGAUAUUUGCAAGGCCGUUUAUUGGCGCAAUGGAUGGGCAUAUUGAUGCAGUUUCGUGUAUGGCAAAAAACCCAAAUUACUUAAAAGGGAUUUUUUCUGGUUCUAUGGAUGGAGAUAUUCGCCUUUGGGAUAUAGCUAACAGGAGAACAGUUUGUAGAUUUCCCGGUCACCAAGGUGCUGUAAGAGGUCUGACUGCCUCUACAGAUGGGAGUACUCUUGUAUCAUGUGGAACUGAUUGCACUGUCAGGCUUUGGAAUGUUCCUGUAGCUACUAUUAUGGAAUCAGGCAAUUCGUCCGCUUGUUCAUCUGAGCCACAGGCAGUUUAUAUGGGGGAAAAUGCAUAUUGGGCUGUUGACCAUCAAUGGAGUGGUGAUCUCUUUGCCACUGCUGGUGCCCAAGUAGAUAUUUGGAAUCAUAAUAGGUCUCAGCCAGUGAACAGUUUUAAGUGGGGAACAGACUCAGUUAUCUCUGUCCGAUUUAAUCCAGGGGAACCAAAUCUCUUGGCUGCAUCAGCAAGCGAUCGCAGCAUAAUGUUGUACGACUUACGCGUGUCAUCUCCAGCAAGGAAACUUAUUAUGAGGACAAAAACUAAUUCUAUUUCUUGGAACCCAAUGGAGCCCAUGAACUUCACAGCUGCAAAUGAGGAUUGCAACUGCUAUAGCUAUGAUGCGAGAAAAUUCGAUGAAGCCAAGUGUGUACACAAAGAUCAUGUUUCUGCAGUGAUGGAUAUUGAUUUCUCACCAACAGGUCGGGAAUUCGUAACUGGAUCUUAUGAUAGAACAGUAAGAAUUUUCCAGUAUAAUGGAGGUCACAGUCGAGAAAUCUAUCACACAAAGAGAAUGCAAAGGGUAUUCUGUGUCAAGUUCAGCUGUGAUGCAAGCUAUGUUAUUUCAGGAAGUGAUGACACAAAUCUGAGGUUAUGGAAAGCUAAAGCGUCUGAACAAUUAGGAAUUAUACUGCCAAGGGAACAGAGAAGGCAUGAAUAUAACGAAGCUCUAAAGAAGCGCUACAAGCACCUUCCUGAGGUCAAGCGCAUUGUGAGGCAUAGGCACUUGCCCAAACCUAUAUACAAGGCUGGUGUCCUUAGACGUGUAAUGAUUGAAGCUGAAAGGAGAAAAGAUCAUAGGAGGAAAGCUCACAGUGCCCCGGGAAGCAUUGUAACUGAACCAAUGCGAAAAAGAAGAAUUAUUAAAGAAGUUGAGUGAGUUUUGUACGCUGGCUAGAGUAUCUACAAUUGGAUCUUCUAAAGCUAGCACCUUAAAGUGUGUGUUAGGCGAUCCCAAAUUUUGCCCAUUCUGCAAUGCACUUUGAAGAGAGAAGAAAUCAUGUGAGGUUGAGGGUCAUCUUAUGAGCUCUUCGUGAGCAAUUGGUCUUAUAGAGAGACAGCUCUGUUGAUGCGUUGUAGUUUUUAAUGUCUUGAUCAUGGCAAAUCUUUCUCGAGCAUGUUGGCUUGCUUCAGUUA
Molecule: messenger RNA, 1749 nt
Organism: Populus nigra (black poplar)
Lineage: Eukaryota; Viridiplantae; Streptophyta; Magnoliopsida; Malpighiales; Salicaceae
Exons: 17
Coding region: 134-1492 (452 amino acids)
Biological process (GO): maturation of SSU-rRNA from tricistronic rRNA transcript (SSU-rRNA, 5.8S rRNA, LSU-rRNA)
Cellular component (GO): nucleolus; small-subunit processome
Molecular function (GO): protein binding
Source: RefSeq, a predicted model, not a curated record